Thermothelomyces thermophilus ATCC 42464 is the source of this 2124-nucleotide messenger RNA. RefSeq lists its product as uncharacterized. The transcript is spliced from 4 exons. Gene Ontology annotation, biological process: fatty acid metabolic process. The record is from RefSeq and is a predicted model, not a curated record. Gene Ontology annotation, molecular function: medium-chain fatty acid-CoA ligase activity. Bases 371 to 2116 code for a protein of 581 amino acids. NCBI's taxonomy places the organism in Eukaryota, Fungi, Ascomycota, Sordariomycetes, Sordariales, Chaetomiaceae.
AAAAAAAAAUCGUCAAUGGCUUGUUAUCCGCAUUGCCUUCCCGUUCUCCGUUCCUGACUCCACCGAAUCCAACGUCGAAAUCCCGAUUCGCCGACCCAGUCUCCCUUUCCCGGGCAAAUACUAUGAAGCGCUCCCGGCCGACUCCGUUUUACCGCAUCCCGCCCCAUCCUCCGGCUCCUGCAGUGCGGGUGUGGCACCUUUAAAAAGCCGAUCGGCAACUCCCCGCCUCUACCUGCCGUUUCGGCCCCUCCCCCUCCCUCCUUCUCCAAUGUCCCUUUCCUUUGCCCUCUCCCUCGGAAGGCGUUUCGGUCACCGGCUUCCCGCUGCCCUACUCCCGCUCCGUCCCUUGUGCAGGUCUACCGGCUUCAGGAUGGCGUCUACACUGCCGAGGCUGCCCGUCUUCGAGGCGAUCGCCCGCCACGACCCGGAAUCAACCGCCGUGAUCCACUCGAACAGCGGGCGCCGGUUCCGGUACGGGGAGUUGCUCGGCGACGUGUGCAAGGUCCGGAACCGCCUGUGCGAGGCCGCCGGAAAGGACGACAUUGAUGGCGAGCGCAUCGCCUUCCUGGUCGAGAAUAGCUACGACUAUGUGGUGACUCUGCUGGCCAUUCUUGCGGCCAAGUCGAUCGCCGUGCCCCUGUCUCCGGCCUUUCCUGCGCCGGAGCUGCAGUACAUCCUGAACCACAGCGAGGCCCUGAUGCUCCUGUCUUCGGCAAAGUUCACCUCGAAAGCGGAAGAAGUGCUGAAGACGGAGCUGGAUUUCCAGCCUGUCCAUCUCCAGCUCGAAAAGUUCCAGGGCAAUGGCGUUCACGAGAAGGUCACGCUGGAGAAGUCGGAUCCUGGAUCCGCCGGAAUGAUGCUUUACACAUCUGGCACGACGAAUCGACCAAAAGGCGUCUUGCUCCCCCAAUCGGUCAUGACAGCACAGGCCCGUUCGCUCCUUCAAGCCUGGGAGUAUUCGCCUUCGGACCACCUCCUCCACGUCCUCCCACUUCACCACAUCCACGGAACAAUCAACGCCAUCUUCACCCCCCUCUUCUCCGGCAGCACGAUCGAAUUCCUCUUCCCCUUCAACGCCGACGCCGUCUGGCGGCGCUUCGCCGCACCCUUCCUCACCCCAGACCAGACCCCCGACUCCGACUCCGACUCCCCCCAACCCCGUCACCGCAAGAUCACCUUCUUCACGGCCGUCCCCACCAUCUACUCCCGCCUGCUUGCCGCCCACAAGGCGCUCCCACCAGACAUGCAGAGCGCCGCCCGCGCCGCCAUCUCCCCGGCCAACCUGCGCCUGGCCAUCUCGGGCUCCGCCGCCCUCCCGACGCCCAUCAAGCGCGCCUGGGCGGACCUCAGCGGCGGCAACGUGCUCCUCGAGCGCUUCGGCAUGACCGAGGUCGGCAUGGCGCUCAGCUGCGGCCUGGACGUGGCCGACCGGGUGGACGGGUCGGUCGGGUGGCCGCUGCCGGGGGUCGAGGCGCGCCUGGUCGACGUCGACACGCACCAGGUGAUCGAGCCGGGGCAGGAGCGCGACGCGGACGGGCGCGAGCGCGCCGGCGAGAUCCAGCUGCGCGGCCCCUCCAUCUUCGCCGGCUACUGGCGCAGCCCGGAGGCGACGGCCCGCGAGUUCGUCAACGCCAAGGACGGCCGCGGCCCCUGGUUCAAGACGGGCGACGUGGCCGUCCGCCGGCCCGUCGAGGGCGCCGGCCGCAGCGACCGCCCCAGCCAGCGGGACUGGGCCCGCGGCGACCUCUACUUCAUCCUCGGCCGCCGCAGCGCCGACAUCAUCAAGAGCGGCGGCGAGAAGGUGUCGGCGCUCGAGGUCGAGCGCGAGAUGCUCGCCCUGCCCCAGGUCGCCGAGGUCGCCGUGCUCGCCGUCCCCAGCGGCAAGUGGGGGCAAAAGGUCGGCGCCGUCGUCAUCCUCGACCGCGAACACGUGCCCGACGGCAAGUGGUCGCCGCUGGACAUGCGCCGCGCCCUCAAAGGCCGCCUCGCGAGCUACAAGAUUCCCCAGGUUCUCAAGGUGGUUGAUCACAUCCCGAGGAAUGCCAUGGGCAAGAUCAACAAGAAGAUGCUGGUCAAGGAGAUGUUUAUCGACGAGUUUAGCGGGGAUGAGUUGUAAGACCCGGG